UGGCUGGAGCUAUUUGUGUGCAGUGACAGCGAUCUUUAACAGAGAAUCUCUUUGUUAUUGCUGCAGACUUACAACUGUGUGCUUCAUACAAAGUAAUGGUGCAGGAAUUCCAGGUUCUCAGAUGUUUCUCUUGCCAAACGUUCCAGGUGCACCAGGUGAAAAAGUCCAAAAAAUGGAAUUGCAAGAUGUGUGGAGAAAAGCAGUCACUGCUAAAGAUUUAUGGGCAAGGAUCAGGAGCUGACUGCCGCCAUCAUGUCCAGAAGCUGAACCUAUUUCAUGGAGAGGUACUCCAGGCAGCGGAUAUGGCUUUUGGGCUAGAUUGUAAAGAAGAAAUCACAGAUAACGUGCCCAUUGAAGACGAACACGAAGGAACAGUGGAAGCUCAGGAAAGUGACAGAUACAUGAGUCGUUGGAAUAAAUACCUUGUGGAAAACCGAGAAAAUGAAUAUGUGAGACAUGCUUACAGUGAUGGGGAGAAGAAAUCCCCAUUAAAGAUCAGAAGACAAAAGGAUAUGUCACUAGAUGACCAUGGAUUUCAUGAUCAAGACUCUCAUUGUGUGAGAAGAAAGUGCAGCAGUGAUUUAAGUAGUCAAGUAAAAAGACUCAAGACGUGUGAGGACCGGACAACUUUCAUAUCUACAGAAAAUCUACAGCCACAGACUGAAACAAUAGUAGCAACAAUAUCCUCACUGCUGCCGGUUUCUCCCCAGUCAGGGUGUGUUGGAUCUAAAUGGGAGAAAUUCCUAUCUUCCUCUGUUGAUGCGGAAGAGAAUGGAGAGUACAGCUCUAUGUCACAAACACUUGAGGAAAAUCAGGCUAGUUUGGCUUUGUCUUGGAAGAAAAAUGAAUGCAAUAACAAGGUGGAAGAAAAGUUUGGAGAAUCUUUCACUUCCAACAAGACUAUGAUAGUUCCACCAGUCAGCAAGAAACACUCUGCAUUUGGCUUAUGCAUUCAGGAUGAAAUGCCAAGCUGCUGGAAAAUGGCUGUAUGCUCGGCAAAGCCUGUGGAUGCUCCAGUAACUGAUCGCGCCAAAGAUCCUGCCUUCAACUCCAAUGUCCACACAUCUGUGGCCCACACAAUUGCUCAUACAAACCUCUUUCAUACCGAUGAAGACUUUGAUGAUGUAUAUUAAGUGUACUAGAUUGUAAUUUAAUGUUGCCAUUGGAGAUGAAAAGAAUGAACCUACAUAAAUAACUUUUUGCACAGUAACAGCCCAUUGAGCCUCAGGGAGGGAGAUGGAAAAAUAAAUAAAAGCACAACCUAACAAACUGAACAA
Molecule: messenger RNA, 1277 nt
Organism: Pelobates fuscus (common spadefoot toad)
Lineage: Eukaryota; Metazoa; Chordata; Amphibia; Anura; Pelobatidae
Gene: MRNIP
Product: MRN complex interacting protein
Exons: 7
Coding region: 96-1133 (345 amino acids)
Biological process (GO): mitotic G2 DNA damage checkpoint signaling
Cellular component (GO): nucleus
Molecular function (GO): chromatin binding
Source: RefSeq, a predicted model, not a curated record